CAUGCUCAAAUUUUAGUGUGUAACGAUUUUCUCAGCUACCAAACACUGUCUUCGAAUAAAAAAAACAUAGGGCAGCAUUGACUUGACCACAAAGAGCUGUACACCCCAUUUUCUUCCAUUCUUUUUCUUCAACUCUUCUCCUUCUUCGCAGUUUCCUUAAAACCAAAUUUCACCAUAAAAAGACUCCUACUUUAUUGACCUCUAACACUAUAUAUUACUAUUACUGAAGUGUUCAAGUAUGAAAUUAUAUAUAGUUGUCAUUUGUAGGUGACUUGAUGGAGGAUAGCAAGCAAGUAAGAAACGGGAAGAAAUAGACCAACAAAAAUGGGAGCAGAGGAGCCUGAAGAGAACAUCACUUACAUGGAUGCUUCGCUGUAUAAGGCAGCAACAGAAUGCAACAUUGAAGAAUUCAAUAAUAAGCAGGGGCUUCAACUUGAGUCGCUAAAGACCCCAAACCAAGACAACGUGCUCCAUGUUAACUUGGCAACUGAGGAGGAUGUUGCCUUGCUUUUUAAAAGAUUUCUCUCAAUAAUCAAAUUCUUCCCUGUACCAUAUGACUCAUUCUAUCUGUCUUCGGCUAUUUCCAUUCCUACGAUAAAAAGAGAAAAGAGAUCAGAUUUUAUCGAACAAAUUCUCAACAAGUGUCCGUCACUGCUACUCCAAACGAAUGCUAAAGGUCAAACUCCUUUGCACGUUGCAGCAAGGAAUGGACAUUCUGCUAUUGUGAAACUUCUAAUCAAGUCUUGUGCAAAAGCUAGAGAUGGAGAUUUAGCGGAGCUGGGAAUGGAUAAAGUAAAUGCAGUGAGGGAGAUGCUGAGGAUUAGGGAUCAGGAAUCCAACACGGCUUUACACGAAGCAGCAGGGUGUGGCACUUUUGAAGUGGUGAAAGCAUUGUUGGAGUUUGAAGACUCUGAUUUUCAAUAUUCUGCCAACAAAAAACAGGAGACUCCACUAUACAUAGCAGCUAGGAGAGGAAACAGGGGCGUGCUGAGUAUACUAUUAGAUAAAUCGACAUCAACAGCUCAUGGCGGCCCCCGCGGUAGAACAGUUUUGCAUGCAGCAGCUAUGGCUAAAGAUGCAGAGGCAAUAAGGGUAAUAUUAGAGAAGAAGGGGAAUUUGACAAGGGAAAGAGAUAAAGAUGGGCACACCCCUCUUCAUUAUGCUGCGCACAUAGGUGGUAGAAUAUCAGUUGUGGAAGAACUGUUAAAAAGGGAUGUAUCAGCUGCCUAUAUAGGUGAUAAAAAGAGAGGGAUGACACCCCUUCUUAUGGCAGCCAGGCAAGGUAAUGUUGGAACAGUUUUAAAGAUUCUCUCUUUAUGUCCAGAUUGUUGUGAAAAAGUGGACAACAAAGGUUUGAAUUUACUUCAUUAUCUGGCUUUUAGAGACCCUUCCUCUCCAUUAAGGCUUUCUCUUCUCAAUCGUGGUAUUAAGAUUGUAUAUGGAUCACUCAAAAAUCUAAUGGAGUUGGAAGGUGCCUUUGGAAUCACACCUCAAGAAGUUUAUAAUGCACUUCAAUCCGAAAACAGUUCCAGGAAUGAUCAUCAUAAACAGAAGCAAAUCAAAGAAUUGUUGGAAGAAAUGGAGAAUGAUCAAGUGGCGGAGGAACCAGUUCGUCAGUUUGGCUCACGUAAUGUUUCUACAGAAAGCUUGGAGAACACAAGAAACGCUCAUUUAAUAGUGGCAGCACUAAUAGCCACCAUCGCAUUCGCAGCAGCAAUAACUAUUCCUGGUGGUUUGGAGAGUGGAAAAGGGUCAGAGCAAGGCACUCCCCUUUUGAUUGAUGAGGCAGCCUUUAAAGCAUUUAUUGUAACAAAUGCAAUGGCCUUUAUUUUCUCUGUUUCUGCCCUCACCACCCACUUCGGCGUUCUGGAUAAUCUAUUAUCACGAUUUAGCUUUUGGCGUCGAAUAGUUUUAUAUCGGACUCGGUCUGUUUCUGUGCUCCUUGGCUAUGCAACGGUUGCAAUGGUGAUUGCUUUCAGCACGGGCAGUUAUGUGGUCUUAAAACCUUCCCACGGACUUGCCAUUGUUUCAUAUCUCAUCUGCCCUGCCUUUUUUCUCUGUAUGUGGCUAAUUUUGAAUGCGCCAUUGUUUCAUUAUCUCAUUUGGCCUGAAUAUAAAAGCAUCUUUUAAAUAGAAAAAAUUGAAAAUACCUUUUUAAGAAGAAAAUUUUGGCCUGCCUACGAAGAUAUUUUUUUAAAAUACAAUAUAAACGCAUGUUGAUUGAAGAAAAAACUCGUGGAAAGUAAUGUUAUUAUCACCAAUAGUGAAAAGGAAUGGGAUGUCGAGGGCUCGAGGCACUGUCUGUUGCGGAAGAGGUGAUGACUCUUACAACUGUAACACCCAAUGGAAUUGAUUAUGAGAACGACUAGAUUGUUGAUUCGGGCUACUCAAAUCACAUUACUGGUGAUAAGAAAAAGUUAUAGAAUCUAACGUCAGUUUGGCAUGGGGAAAGUUGGUGUGGAGGGGAAGUGUUGAAUAUCAACACCAACUUAUAGUGUUGAAUUCCACAUCAUUUUGGUAAAAAAAAAAGGGAUUGUGAGUUUAUAUAAAAACACUAUAGUAACUCCCUUACUAGCAAAAGAUUUCCGAUAAUAUCUUAGAAACCCAAAACGUUGAGCUUGACUCCUUAAAGAAGUGGUGAUCAAGUGGCGGUGGAACCAGUUCUUCCCAUUCGCUUGUUGUUGAAGUUGGCAUGCAUGCAGCAGAUAAAGCAACCAAGGAGCAGACCGUGAAACAUAAGUUAUGCGGAUGAAGUAUGAAGAAGCAGAUCAAGCUGCUGUAGUAUUUCCGGAUGAAGCACAUACAGCUACUAUAGUUGAUGCUACUGUUCAAUUUCAGUUUCAUUUUGUUACUUUUGUAAUAUUUUGUAACUUAGUUAAAUUAAAACUAAGUAGAUAGUGUAUUUAAUGCAUUCGGUGCUUAUAAGAUUGAUAUAUCAGUUUAUCUAA
Molecule: messenger RNA, 2948 nt
Organism: Gossypium arboreum
Lineage: Eukaryota; Viridiplantae; Streptophyta; Magnoliopsida; Malvales; Malvaceae
Product: ankyrin repeat-containing protein ITN1-like
Exons: 4
Coding region: 325-2130 (601 amino acids)
Molecular function (GO): protein binding
Source: RefSeq, a predicted model, not a curated record